Callorhinchus milii (elephant shark) is the source of this 2697-nucleotide messenger RNA. Its product is annotated as thrombomodulin-like. Gene Ontology annotation, biological process: cell migration. The record is from RefSeq and is a predicted model, not a curated record. NCBI's taxonomy places the organism in Eukaryota, Metazoa, Chordata, Chondrichthyes, Chimaeriformes, Callorhinchidae. The coding region runs from base 170 to 1843 and encodes 557 amino acids. Gene Ontology annotation, molecular function: calcium ion binding; extracellular matrix protein binding; extracellular matrix binding. The transcript is spliced from 2 exons. Gene Ontology annotation, cellular component: extracellular matrix; external side of plasma membrane.
GAGUGGAGGGGAGUGGAGGGGGGCGGUGGCUGUGUAUUUAAAUCUGAGUUUGGGAUUGGGUUUCUUUCAGCAGCGAUCAGAAACUCGUGCAAAGCCCAUCGGUGCUGGAGAGCAGAGUCUGAAGGCUGAGGGCUGGUGUGUUGUUACCGAGUCCCGCACAGCCCCGGCCAUGGUCAGUGGGGUGUCCGCGCUGCUGCUCUCCGCCAUCGCAUUGGCACAGUUGGUGCACUCGCAAGGAACAGGGGACCACCAGAAGGACGCGGUGCGGACUGUGUGCAUCAGAGACUUCUGUUACAUUUUGCAACAGGAAAGCAGAAAGUUUAACAUGGCCAGAAACCUCUGCAUCGACAGAAACAGCGAUGCAAUGACCGUCCGGUCCGCGGAGGCCGCCGAAGCCCUCUCGCAGUUACUGCAAAGCGCUGCCGUUCGGGGCACCAACUUUUGGAUCGGAUUACAACUGCACCGUAAGAAGUGUCCCAACAACGACACAGAGCUGAGGGGUUACCAGUGGAUGGACGGCGACACCGACACCGUCUACAGCAACUGGAAGUCCGUGUCUCCGGACUGCGGAUCGCGCUGUGUGACCGUGUCCAGAGACCUGACUUGGGAGGACCGUCCGUGCAACGUGAAGGCGGACGGGAUAGUGUGUGAGGUCGACUAUAGCGACGGGAUGUGUCCGGAGCUGCACAUCGCGGGCGGCUCAGUGGUGUACAGGACUCCUUUCGGCGCAGAGAGCUCCGAUCUGUCACACGUCCCCCCGCAAACCAUCGCCUCGCUUUCCCCCUCGGGAUUGCGACUCGAGUGCGUGGACAAGGUGUUUGGUGUUUGGAGCUGGAAUUCCCAAACCCCCGGUCCCUGGGAAUGUGAGGUGGACGGCGAUGCCUAUUCCCGGUGUCGCUGCCGCCCGGAAUAUGAGCUGAAGCGGGACCAGCGGGACUGCUCCAUCAUUGAGCACUGCAGAGGGCCGUCCUGUCACUAUCUGUGCGUGGACCGCUCUGGCGCCGUGUUUUGCACGUGUCGAGAUGGCUAUGAACUGGACGAGGACGGCAGAAGCUGCAACGAGAUCGACGAAUGUUUAAGGAAACCGUGUGCAGGCGAUGAGAUCUGCAGCAACACACCGGGAAGCUUCUCCUGUCACUGUCCCACCGGUUACCGUAAAACCGACGCCCACACAUGUGAGGACAUCAACGAGUGCAGCAGCGCGGCAUUUCCCUGUGCCCACAAGUGUGGGAACACCCUCGGCAGCUUCACUUGCUCCUGUUACUCCGACUUUCACCCUCCUGCUGAUGACUUCACUAAGUGUGUGCUUUCCUGUCACACCCCUGAAUGCAAACCCCAUAAAAAUGUAGACGGGUAUCACUGCCCUGAAGGAUAUAUUUUAGCCAACAGUAAUACAUGUGUUAAGAUACUGUGUGAGAAUACCGAGUGUGAGUAUGACUGCAUCAACUCAGGUGGGACUUACACAUGCACCUGCCCACUGGGAUCACAGCUCAAGGAGGACGGGAAAUCGUGUGAAGAACAAGAUGAAGACGGAUCAGGCAGCAGAGAGAUUACUGAGAGAGUUCCCACACCAUCAUCGCCCACGAACCGCACUGUAAUAGCAGGCGCUCACAUCACACUCGCGGCUCUCCUCGGCAUCAUCUUCUCCAUCGCAGUGGUGGUUUUGGUGCUGGCCUGUCUGGGACAUCACCUGCUCAAAAAACGUGGGAAAUGGCAAGCAUCGAGCAAGUACAAAUCCCCUAAGGAGGAGCAGGAUAUCAAGCUCUCUCAGGUCCUCUCUGCCGGAGAUGUCCAACAAAAGCAAAGCCAGUUUACUGAUGAGAAAGCUGAGCUGAGGACCUGAAGAGUGCCUGAGCCACAGCUCAGACUAUAACCUUGUUAUAAACAGGGACAAACCUCUAUGUGAAGUCAUUAAAGCUACUAGAUUUGAAGUUAUUUACAAAACUGUAGGCUGUAAGAAUGCUGUUUUAGCUUGUUAAAUUAUAGCACUACCCCAAUACAUGCUUUGGGGCCCCCAAGACUUGGGUCUUGCCAACCCCUGCUUAAUACUCUGGAAUUAAGUGAACAGAAUGCCUUUCUUUAGGAGAGAGUGUGCAUUGCAUUUCAGACACAGGUAUAUCCAAGUGUUCAUUCUUGUUCGGGUAAUCUUAAAAAUGAUGAUGGUGAUGGGUUUCCACAUAUGUCAGGCCCUGGGUUGACCAAAACAAAAUGAUGUGGGACAUCUGUACGUUUGGGUAGAUUCGGUUUAAAUGUUUUCAGUGGUAAUUCAAUUUUAAAUGGGUGUAGUUUUAUCUCUUACCUGAUGUUUCUGUAUGCAUGCGUUUGAUUUUCCUUAGAAAAUUGUUUGUUUAGACUCCUUAAGGAACUGGCGGUUUAGUUUGCUUGGAUCGGCAUGUUGGGAAACAACACUUGCCAAUACUGUGUCCACCAGUCCUGUCAGGAACUUUGAGGUUACAUUGUUUGGAGCAGAAAUGUUAUGCAAGUAAACUAUGACUACACGUUUAAAUGAAGUACAUUGCUGCCGCCAAUCCAAACAGCAGAGGAUUCCAGAUGUCAAGGGAAAGCAAAACAGACCUGGUAACUGUAAUCUUGAAGGAAAAUAUUACUGAUGUGUCACUGCAGUGAGAAGGUAUGUUACAGUUGAGGCCAGCAAUAAUAAUAAUCCUUGCAUUUGAUAUCGCGCGUUUUCACAUCUUC